Molecule: messenger RNA, 1803 nt
Organism: Lottia gigantea (owl limpet)
Lineage: Eukaryota; Metazoa; Mollusca; Gastropoda; Lottiidae
Exons: 14
Biological process (GO): vesicle transport along actin filament; actin filament organization
Cellular component (GO): vesicle; actin cytoskeleton; myosin complex
Molecular function (GO): microfilament motor activity; ATP binding; actin filament binding
Source: RefSeq, a predicted model, not a curated record
UCAGUGUUGUGCUGUUUAAACAGUCGAUAUAACAAGAAUCUAUUCUAUACAUCAACUGGUUCAACUAUUAUAGCGUUAAAUCCUUUUACAGCUGUAGAUUAUCUAUAUACAGAUCAUAAUAUACAUUCUUAUCAUACUGUAGCUCAGGGCAAACAACCUCAUAUCUAUGAAAUCAGUGAGAGAUGUUAUAAUAAUAUUAUACUAGAGUUAGGACGGAUCAAUCAGUGUAUUAUAGUUAGUGGUGAAAGUGGAGCUGGUAAGACUGUGUCAGCCAAGCAUCUAUUACGGUAUUUAACUAAAGUUUCUAAUGUUGAAUCAAUCAAUAAUAAAACUAAAACAGGGGACAUAAUCCAGAAUAAAAUACUAGAUUCUAAUCCUAUACUAGAGGCAUUUGGUAAUGCUGCAACUCCUAGAAAUUCCAACAGUUCUAGAUUUGGUAAAUUUAUACAACUACAGUUUAAUAGAUGUGGAGUGAUUCAGGGAGGUUCUAUACAGACAUAUUUACUAGAGAAAACUAGAAUAGUUCAUCAGAAUAGUGGAGAGUGUAAUUUUCAUAUCUUUUAUCAGACUUCAAAAAAAUAUUCGUUUGAGUGGAAUUUCCAAUCAUAUGAGGGCGUCUUUUUUAACAGCUUCACACCAUAUGAACAUGGGAAGAUAUUAGAAACUAUCACAGCUAUGACAGAUAUUGGUAUGACACAAACACAACAAACUAACAUCUUUCAGUUGUUAAAAGCUAUACUAUAUCUUGGUAAUGUAGAUUUUACUCCUAGUGAUGAUGAUAGUACUAACAUGUCGUGUAAUUUAGGUAAGUUCUCGAUGGAUCAAGCAGCUAGUCUAUUAGGUAUAGAGUAUAGUGAUGAUUUAGAGAAAGUAUUUUUAUAUCGUAAUAUCCAGUCCAGUAAACGACGUAGUGUAUUUAUUAAACCUGUAUCUAUAGUAGAAGCUAAAACUAGACGAGACUGUCUAGCGAUGUUGUUAUUUUCAAGAUUAUUUGAGUGGAUUGUUAGUUAUAUAAAUAAUGUUAUAGAAUCUGAAGAGUUUUACAGUACUAUAGGUUUGUUAGAUAUAUAUGGUUUUGAAAUAUUUGAAAGUAACAGUCUAGAACAACUGUGUAUUAAUUACGCCAAUGAAAAAAUACAACAACUUUAUGUUUCACAUUUUAUGAAAGAUUUACAGAAAGAAUAUGAGAUAGAAAGAAUAGAAUGGAGUAAUAUAAACUAUACUGAUAAUCAACAUUGUUUAGAUACUCUAGAGGGUACACAUAGUAUCUUCGGUCUUCUCAAUGAGGAAGUAUAUUUAAAUAGGAAGUGUAAUAUAAAGAUACUAACAGAACGUAUAUUAGAUAUUGGUGGUAAUAAACAAGCACCUGUUAUAAAGAAACCUAGUAAAUUCUCCUCUGAUCCUAGUUUUGUUGUUCAGCAUUAUGCAGGAGAGGUCAGAUACUCUGUAGACCAGCUUGUCAAUAAAAAUAAGGAUAAUAUACCAGUGGAACUAAUCAGAUUACUAAAAACUAGUAGCAAUAAUUAUAUACUGGAAUUAUUCUCUAAUUACCAACUGAUGGACUCUCCUGGCAAGAAGAAGAAAACUGUUCUCUCUAAGUUUAAGAGUUCUCUAGAUGAGUUGAUGUCUACUCUACAACAAUCUGAUGUCCACUAUAUAAGAUGUAUUAAACCUAACUCUAGUAACUUAGCAGGAAUAUUUGAUAGAAGAUAUGUUAUACAACAACUGAGAGCUAGUGGUAUUAUAGAGACUGUAGAGAUCUGUAAACAGGGUUAUUCUUCUAGGUUUGUCUUAAUAUAUUAA